AGUAUAUUUAUGAGAUACAAAAUGACAUGUCUUUGGAAAGCUGCAAGAAGUUAAGGGGGUUGGUUCAUCUGCUAUCAGAUCAAAAUCUUCAAGAAGAAAUCAUAAGCUGCCUGCUUAGACAAGUGUCAGCAGGAUCAGGAAAAGGAAAGCUCCUGUCUGAAAUCAUCUUGCUACUCACUGAAAUGACUGUCUACCACUGCACCCACAAGUAUCAAUAACUGUACUAAUGUAUGUCUCAAUGUCAGGUCAAACCAAGACAUAGUAGAUAAUGUGGCUGCUGUUUUCUACGCUGUUACAACUAAUGAUUCUAUCAAUGUAUUAGUGCGUGUUCUGGCUUACAGCUCAUUGAGUGAGAUCUCUUCUGUGGUCAAGAAGGUUGAUUAUUUGCACAUGUACUCUACAUCCCCUUCUAGCGAGUUCUUAACAAGUUAUCACAACUGUCUCCUUGUCUCUGGGGCUGUCACAUCUGACCAACAUGACUUUGUUAUACAGAACCUUGCUGAGAGCAAAACUGUUGGGCCUAAUGUUUUAAGGCGUUGUGUCAGUAUGUUCCCACCGGAGAAAACAAAGAAACUACUGGAGAAAAUACCAGACCUCUCCCAAAACUCACCUCAUAGCAUAAUCUACAACCCAACAAUAUUCUCUGACGAUCAUGUCACUCAGGCCUGUAGAACUGUACUGAAAACAAGUAAUGUUAAACCGCACCUCCAAAUGCUUGCAUUUCACAUCCUCCUACAGCAAAAGGCGUACUGUCCAGAGCUUUUUAAGAAGCAGGCAUUUGACUCUCGCGAGAUGACAGCUUUGAAGAUCAUCGCAAUGUCGCACCACACGGAGUGUGAAGAAAGUGGCCAGCUCAUGACCGCUCUCCUUGAUUUUCACAAGCAUUUCUUCUUUAAAAUUGGUGGCACGUACCCCAGUCUGUUUUUUCGGGUCGUUUGGAAGAUUUACCAUAACUCGAAGAGAGACCAGACUCUAAGAGAAAUUGAGCAGACUGUGAGAGUAAUGUUGUUUGAUCAGCCGAAGUAUGCUCUGUAUGCUGUCAACUUUCUCAACUCAAUACCUUUCCAUCUCUACUCUCCAACACUUUUAGAGGUUCUGCUACAGUUGGUUGAGUUUGUAACCACGCAACCUGUUGCUACUUUCAAAUCAGCUUCUGAUCAUUACAUGACGAUCUUCAAGCACUACCUGACCUUACUGACCUACAGCCCUACACCUGUUAUACGGUACUGCACUAGACUAGCACAGGAGGAGGACCUGGAUUCUAAACAAAUUGUUGCCCUCACCGAUAUGAUCAACUCAGUUAUGCACCAUCCCAAGCUGACGACCCUCACACCUGACCUGGCUGCACUGUGCCGCGCUCUAAGCAGGUUCCCUCUCCAACAAUCCUACAUGUUACUACUCUACCGAUACCUCACGACUUACAGUAUCAGCAAACUUCAGGCCUCCUUAUUUGGGGCUACCAAGUUCAUGUCUCAAGGGGCAGAGCAGGGUGGUAUUUGCACUUACUUAGAACGACCGAUGCUGAAGCUAGAUAAGAUCUGCUCUACGAUAUCUCGUAAGAAAUACAUAAACCCUGCAGUUAGCUACACCGAGUUUGACAUGAGCGUGUAUCUGAACUCCCUGCACCUCACAAUAUCCCUCUCCUACUGUAUCCACCUGGCACGUGAUGACGAGUAUCUGACAUGUGUGGAAUUCCAGCUGACUCCCCAGAACCCCAACUACCGGGCAGUAGAAAGUGUGUACGUGCCGGUACUCAGAUCUGGGGAUACAAUCAGUGUGGUGGUGGAGACUCUGCGCCCGGCGGCUACUUCCAUUAAGGCUGGUAUUGAGUACACCCAACACAAUCACCACUACCGGUCAUCUCUGCCUGAUCUGUCUGUUGAAAUGGUUGAUCUUCUCUGUCCCCUACCUCUCUCCAACUUCUCUCCUGAUUUGGUGUUCUCUAAGUUGUGGGAGUUCUGUGAACAGCACCAGAAGUGUAGGGGAGAUGGUGACGCUAUGAUCAGUAAGCUGCGUCCAGGAGAGGGGUUCCGGCUUAAACUCAGUUCUUUUAAACUUCCGGAUAAUAAGAACGACAAGAACGGGUUUUACAUGUUUGGGCUGCCUCCCAAACAUUUUGUUCUCAUAUUGUGUGUUCCUCAGUUCACUACUAUGAAGAUAGCUGUUGAUUCGUGGGAGGUGUUCCCUGUUGUUUAUAAACUUCUUACUGCAUCACUGGAUGCGUGAUUUUUGGGGUUUCUUCUUAACAUAAUAUGGAUAUAUUUGAUGUAAUUGCUAUGUUACACAUUUGUGCUUAUCGUGAUUAUCUGUCCGAUGUCUUUCAUGAUUGAUAACACUUGAUUCAUGAAUAAAGCUCAAUAUCCUUUUUGUUCCGUACAAUGUAUAAUUAUUAUUACAAAUUUUAAUCCAAAAAUCAUCAUAUUUUGUGC
Molecule: messenger RNA, 2429 nt
Organism: Bolinopsis microptera
Lineage: Eukaryota; Metazoa; Ctenophora; Tentaculata; Lobata; Bolinopsidae
Exons: 8
Coding region: 391-2226 (611 amino acids)
Biological process (GO): endosomal transport
Cellular component (GO): AP-type membrane coat adaptor complex; lysosomal membrane
Source: RefSeq, a predicted model, not a curated record